Melanotaenia boesemani (Boeseman's rainbowfish) is the source of this 745-nucleotide messenger RNA. Its product is annotated as cornifelin homolog. The coding region runs from base 185 to 538 and encodes 117 amino acids. The record is from RefSeq and is a predicted model, not a curated record. The transcript is spliced from 4 exons. Gene Ontology annotation, cellular component: cornified envelope. Lineage: Eukaryota; Metazoa; Chordata; Actinopteri; Atheriniformes; Melanotaeniidae.
CCAUUUUAAUUCACCACAGAUCGUUGUCAUCCUCAGAAACAGUUUGUUGGCAAACCAGCAUUUCGCAGCUCAAGCUCGUCACAGUUUCCUGUGUGGUUGUACAGCUUGUCACUUUGAUCAGGAGGAGUUCAGACUCAGACACUUCUGGGCAGCUAUAUUAAGACCAGCAGAUCCAGCAUUCCAAAUGUCAAAUCCAGUGGUCACCCAUCAACCUGGUGCAGGCGGCUAUGGAACAAAUGUCCAGACGGGAGAGUGGAGCACAGGCUUGUGCUCGUGCUUCAGUGACUGUUUAGUCUGUGCGCUCGGUUUUUUCUGCCCACUUGCACUGAACUGCUAUACAGCAAAUAAAUAUGGUGAAAACUGCUGUUUGGGUUGUGUGCCAGGAGGCAUGACAGCCAUGAGGACUCAUAUGAGACUGACUUAUGGUAUUCAGGGGACCAUAUGCAAUGAUGCCCUCAUGACCUGCUGCUGUGGACACUUUGAAGUGUGCAGGAUGGCACGAGAAAUCCGCAUCAGGAAUGGGGACAUUUCACUGUAAAAAGAUAUUCGCUGAUGUCCAGAUCACAUAGAAGUAAUUCUGUUGGUAUUCACUGUUGUUGUGUGAUCAGCAAAAACAAAACAGCUAACAAAAAAUCUGUAGUUCAGUGUAUUACAUGUCAUUUUCCCCACAUCCUUAUAUUAUGCAAUAACAAAAAUAACCAGACUACUUACUGCAUUACUGUAAAUAAAUGGCAUUGCUCACACA